Messenger RNA from Phaeodactylum tricornutum CCAP 1055/1, 582 nucleotides. RefSeq lists its product with no specific name. The record is from RefSeq and is a predicted model, not a curated record. The transcript has 2 exons. Gene Ontology annotation, molecular function: calcium ion binding. NCBI's taxonomy places the organism in Eukaryota, Bacillariophyta, Bacillariophyceae, Surirellales, Neidiaceae. Gene Ontology annotation, cellular component: cytoplasm. Bases 33 to 575 code for a protein of 180 amino acids.
GUGAGCGGAUACACGGUAUUGUCUUUGAAAAGAUGAUCAUUUACAAGUGUCGCUUUAGCGGAGAUGAAAUGCUCUCCGAUGCCUUCAAGCCUGUCCCGGUCAAAGACGAGGACGGCAACGAAGUUCCGGGACUGAUUCAGAUUCAGUCUCAAAAAGUCAGCAAGGAUACCGGUGGCAGCAUUGAUAUCGGCUGCGGAAAUGAAUUUGGAGGAGGGGACGAUGAGGGUGCUGAUUCUGGUGCUGAGCUCGUCAACAAUGUCGUAGAUGAGACUUUUGGAUUUGACCUGCACGAGAUCCCAAUGGGCAAAAAAGACAUAAAGGAAUACCUUCAGCUUUAUUGCAAGAAUCUUCGGGCCAAGCUCAAGGAAGACGAUAAAGUUACGGGGCCGGAAGUCAAGGCUUUUACGCAGGCAGCUCCGGCCUUCUGCAAAUGGAUUCUUUCCAAGUACGAUGAUAUGCAGUUCUUUACCAGUAGCUCGAUGGACCCGGAUGGUAGUAUGGCCUUUGCCUACUACGAGGAUGUCGAUCCUCUCUUUGUUUUUAUCAAAGCUGGUCUGAUUGAAGAAAAAUGUUAACCACAUC